UAUCAACAUGCCAGAUCCAGCAAAGCCUGCACCCAAGAAGGGCUCCAAGAAAGCCGUGACCAAGACGGCGGGCAAAGGAGGCAAGAAACGCAGAAAGUCCAGGAAGGAAAGCUACGCCAUCUAUGUCUACAAAGUCUUGAAGCAGGUCCACCCUGAUACCGGUAUCUCAUCUAAGGCGAUGGGUAUCAUGAAUUCUUUCGUGAAUGACAUCUUCGAGCGCAUCGCUGGAGAGUCUUCCCGCUUGGCUCACUACAACAAGCGCUCCACCAUCUCUUCCAGGGAGAUCCAGACCGCAGUGCGUCUGCUUCUGCCUGGUGAGCUGGCUAAGCACGCCGUGUCCGAGGGAACAAAGGCCGUCACCAAGUACACCAGCUCUAAAGAGGAGCUGAAUCGUCUCCAUGCCCAAAAUCAGGACAUGAAGCACAUAAUGCAGCAGCUCCUCAGGGAAAACCUGGAGCGGAUGCAGUGCACCAGCUCCCAGACCUGCUUCCCGGCAUGCUUUCAGCAUCAGCUGUUUCACCCUCACCAUCUCCAUCCUCAUGUUGCGCCCGUGACGCUGCCAGAGCACAGUCCCGCAAUGCUCUGCGGCUCUCUCCAGCCCCUCAGAGCCGGCGUAGCGUCUGGUCAGCGUGACCUGUUGCCCUCCAUCACCCCUGCGUGUGCCCAGCAGCAGCAGUCCUGCCCCUCAUUCCCCUCUCUGCCCGCGGUGGCCCAGGGCCAGGACCCGGUCCUGAUGCAGCGGUUGCUAGGUGACAGGCGACUGUCUGCAAUUCCGCAACGACGUGAUCCGCGUCCCCUAGGCAGGAAGAGUUUGGCCGGCGUCGAUCGCGCUCACCCACUGAUGCCGCUCCAUCACAAUAGAGUGCCGAGUGGCGUUGCCAAUGGCAGCAUGGCGCCUGCUCCACCUGUCACCGCCAAGGCAACGGGCGAAAGUCAAAGCAACAAGCCGAAGCAGAUCAAGGCCAGGCGCUGUAUCAGAACUGUCCGAGAUGCUGCCCUGAAAACCAGCAGUCACCAGGACAACAUGAGCAACAGUGACCAAAACAAUGGCAACAGUUGUCAACCGCCGGUUGCAGGAGAGCAGGAUACGGAGUGUGUGCUGGACCCCCACGACUUCUUCCAGAUCCCCGAGAACCUCCGACUGGAGGCCCUGCAUGUUGCUGAGGAGAUCAGACUCGCAGGUCUCCGCAGUAACAGUGUCCUCAGUGGCAAUGCCAGCGCUUCAGACCGUGCAGGCAGUUCUGUGGGCAGCCUCAGCCCUGUGGACCUCAGGACCCCGUCGGCACUGCGCGCCCUUCCCUUCCUCAACACCCCCACUCCACCCAUUGCCCAUGCUGUCCCCGCCCCCCCACAGACAGCCAAGCACCAGGCAACCGAUCAGAGCCGGUUCGUCAGUAGACUGCCCCGCUUCAAAAAGAAGACAGCUUCACUUAGUGUGGCCACUGCUGUGACAGAGCAAAAGUCCGUGGAGUGUCUGGCAGUGAAAGAGGAAGUGAAGGCGUGUAAGGAGGUAAAGAAGAAGAGAGUGAUAGUGGAGAAACAACCCAGCAACACCCAGCAGACCAGGGAGCUCCCAGAGCUGGCCAAACUGGCCCCUGUGUCCUGCCCCGAGGAGGCCAUCCUGCAGGCCUUUACACUGCUCAGAGACGAGGACUGGCAGCAGAAGAUCGAGGGUCUGACCUCCAUCAGGUCACUCUCUCAGCACCACGCUGAGGUGCUGCUGCCCAGGCUGCAUGACGUGUGUCUGGCCGUCUACGACGAGGUGAAGAACCUGCGCUCUAUGGUGUCCCGUGCUGCUAUGAUCACGCUGGCCCACCUGCACGCUCACCUGGGGCGAGGUAUGGAUACAGAGGCCGAGGGCACAGCCCAGACGCUGCUCCCUAAAGCUGGAGAGGCCAGCGGCUUCAUCAGGGAGGACAUGGAGCUGGCACUGGGGUACAUGGUGCACAACGUCACCCCCUCUCGCAGCAUGAACGCCCUCAUCAACACAGGACUCAGGCACCGUAACGCGGCCGUGAGGAAGACCGCUGCACACUUCCUGGAGAGACUGGCGGAGGUCAUGGGGGCAUCUCGCGUCCUAUCUGGCAAAAAGGACCUGACUGACCGCUUCGUCCGCUCCAUCAGCUGCCUGGCCCUCGAUAGUGCACAGGAAGUCCGGACCCAUGCCCGUAACACCUUGGCAUUCUUGGCUUCCCAUCCUGACCUUAUGAAAAUGGUAGACAAGUUUGUCCCUCAGAGAGAUCAAGACACUAUCAGGGACAUCAUCAGGAAAUGCCAAAAAAAAAAUAUUCAUUGAGGACAACAUCCAAGUUGGAAGGACGGAAUAAUUAAUACUGGUCACACACCACAACACUGUUCCAUCACCUUGUUACAAAUUGUGAUCAAGAAAAUCAGAAGAUGUGCCUUAAGCAAAGCAAUCCACCAUCCCUACAUAGCCGGUGAUCCAAAGGAUUUCUGGGCAGCAACAUGGAAUCAUCAGCCCACCAGCAGCAUUCCAGCAGACUGCCAGCAAGACUGCUCCCCUGCAGUAUAGGGAUCAGUAUCAUUGGUCAUUGACUUCUAUAAAUUAUUGCAUCAAAGCA
Molecule: messenger RNA, 2582 nt
Organism: Sardina pilchardus (European sardine)
Lineage: Eukaryota; Metazoa; Chordata; Actinopteri; Clupeiformes; Clupeidae
Exons: 9
Coding region: 8-2296 (762 amino acids)
Cellular component (GO): nucleosome
Molecular function (GO): structural constituent of chromatin; protein heterodimerization activity; DNA binding
Source: RefSeq, a predicted model, not a curated record